Messenger RNA from Stomoxys calcitrans (stable fly), 1971 nucleotides. RefSeq lists its product as uncharacterized. The transcript has 2 exons. The record is from RefSeq and is a predicted model, not a curated record. Bases 1 to 1971 code for a protein of 656 amino acids. NCBI's taxonomy places the organism in Eukaryota, Metazoa, Arthropoda, Insecta, Diptera, Muscidae.
AUGAGAAAAUUGAAUCAAUCUUUGUCGAGCUUGUUAUUAAUACCCGUAAAAUUCUAUUGGGUUGUGCAUAUAGACCAAAUUGUCAUAUACCGUAUGAAUAUAUUUUCGACACUAUCCUUGUUAAAUUCUGUGCACUACGAUGAUGUUAUAAUAGCCGGCGAUCUCAAUUCUAACCUUUUAAAGGAAAAAACACUUAUUGAGUCGUUUAACUCCAUGGGAUUGUAUGGGGUAAAUACUACAAUACCAACUCACUAUACAACAACUUCGAACAGCCUGAUUGACAUAUUUCUUGUUUCAAAAUCUGAUAAUGUUCUACUAUACGAUCAGCUUAGUAUGCCCUGUUUUUCUAAGCAUGAUCUCAUAUUUCUGACAUAUGAUGCUGUGCACACACCAGAACAAAAACAGACAAGUUAUUUUAACUUUAAUAAAAUAAAUUAUGAUACACUUGCUUCUGAAAUACACAACAUUGAUUGGAGUAAGAUAUAUGACAUUUAUUCUACUGAUGAUCAGUUAACGUUUCUUAGUGAAAAUCUAUUGUAUCUUCUUGACUGCACCGUACCUAUUUGCACACCACGUCCUCGAAAAGCUCAGAACUGUUGGUUUAGUGAGUCAAUUAAAAAAUUAAUUGACAAGAGAGAUUUGGCUUACAGACGAUGGAAACGUUUUAAAUGCCCAAUGCUCCAUGAAGAAUACCGAACACUCAGAACUGAUGUAAAUAAAACAAUUAAUCGCGCAAAAGCUGGCUAUUACGCCAACAAAUUCCGCCAGGCUACCGAUUCCAAAAAAAAGUGGAAAACAAUACGAGAAAUUGGUGUCGGGUCCACUCCUAUAGUUGAAAUUGAUGCAAAUCCUGAUGAACUGAACGCAUCUUUCCUAAACAGCACAACAUAUCUUGAAGAUAAUAAUAUAGAAACAAACCCAGUAAAUGUCAUAUCAAACACACCAGCAUUUCCUGACUUUACAACUUUUGAAUUCGCAUGUAUUCGGCCCAUUGAUGUUUAUGAGGGUUGCAUGAGUAUAAAAUCAAAUGCAGUUGGUUUGGAUAACCUACACCCAAAAUUCAUAAAAUCCACCUUACCAUACACACUGUCGUAUAUCACAUACUUCUUCAACACAAUUCUAACAACUGGAAAAUAUCCGACCACAUGGAAACAUUCAAAAGUUAUACCUGUGCCAAAAUCGAAAAAUGGAAAUGAAUAUCGUCCCAUAUCAAUUCUGCCUUUCUUCUCAAAAGCUUUUGAAAAGAUAAUUCACAAGCAAAUAAGCGCAUACUUAAACGAGCAUCGCCUCUUAUCCAGCAAACAGUCUGGCUUUAGGCCAAGACACAGCUGUGUUACUGCUUUAAUCGAUGUUACCGAAGAUAUUAGGUCAAAUAUUGAUGAUGGACUGGCUACUUGCCUAGUACUGUUGGAUCACUCAAAAGCUUUUGACUGUGUUAACCAUGAGCUGUUGUGCUUGAAACUGAAGCACUAUUUUAAUUUUUCUGCAUCCGCUGUGUUGUUAGUUAAAAACUAUCUCUGCCAAAGAACUCAGUCUGUUGUAAUCAAGGAUAUAAUGUCCAAAUCUCUUCAAUUGAAUAAGGGUGUACCGCAGGGUUCGAUUUUGGGACCACUGCUUUUCUCGAUGUACAUAAAUGACCUACCACCACGGCUCAGAUACUCCUCUAUACAUAUAUACGCUGAUGAUGUCCAGCUCUAUCUGAGUUUUGCUAAACCUGAAAUACGUCAAGGUUUUUUAAAAAUAAAUGAAGAUUUGGGCAUUAUUUCCAACUGGGCUCAUGCCAACUAUCUUAACAUAAACCCUAAAAAAUCAAACUGCAUCUUAAUUUCAAAUCGCAACCAUAAUAUUAUUACUGAAGAACAUGUAUUAAUUGGUGAGCAACACAUACAGCUAGUCGAAAAGGCUAAAAAUCUUGCUUCGGCAAAAGUCGUUACAUCUAACCUUUUGUUUGUCAGCAUGUUUUGCGAUUAG